Molecule: messenger RNA, 1555 nt
Organism: Gambusia affinis (western mosquitofish)
Lineage: Eukaryota; Metazoa; Chordata; Actinopteri; Cyprinodontiformes; Poeciliidae
Product: sialidase-3-like
Exons: 2
Coding region: 86-1180 (364 amino acids)
Biological process (GO): ganglioside catabolic process; oligosaccharide catabolic process
Cellular component (GO): cytoplasm; lysosome; membrane
Molecular function (GO): exo-alpha-sialidase activity
Source: RefSeq, a predicted model, not a curated record
AGCAACCAGACUGCAGUUUCUUCAACACAGACACAGACUUUUCAUUAUUUUGUUGGAAUAUUUUGUUGCUUCUCCAGCAGCAUCCAUGGGCUGCGGCAAUUCAAAACAUGACAAACAACGCAGUAGAAAAACUGUCUUUCACUCAUUAGUGUUCAGGAUUCCGGCUCUUUACUACAAUAAAAAUGAAAAAAAACUAUUUGCCUUUUCAGAAAAGCGGACAUCCAUAAAAGAUUCUGACGCAGUGGCGCUGGUCAUGAGCACAGGAACAGUGGACACUGAUGACACCACUAAGAAGAAAACGGCGAAGUGGUCAAAGCCUGAAGAAGUAGUGGGAGUAAUAGAAAUGGAAGGGUCUAAAUAUCGUCCCAUGAACCCCUGCUUAGUGUAUGAAAAAAACACACAAAUACUGUUCCUUUUCUUCAAUCGUAUCACGGGGGAGGAAAACGCAAAGAACAACAAGGUCCGUCUGUGCUAUAUGACGAAGAAGAAGAAUGACGACAAGUGGAGUGAAGUCACUGAUGUGACCGACGUGCUGCCUACUGACAGCUGGUCUACGUUUUCUGUUGGACCGGGCCACGGCAUUCAAACUGAGAGUGACAGAAUUAUUGUUCCAGCUUAUGCUUAUAUGAAGAAAGAUAAAAUUCCACAUUCAUUCUACAUUUAUAGUGAUGAUAACGGAAGCACAUGGCAAUAUGGCAUGAUGCUGGGUGAACAAUCAGGAGAAUGUCAGGUGGCUGAGGUUUCUGAUGGCUUGAUCUACUGCAAUGCUCGUAAUCAGGGAGGCUAUCGAGUACAAGCACAGAUUGAUAAAAGUGGUUUCCACUCAUUCAAACACACUACACCCCUUGUGGAAACAGGUACAGGUUGUCAUGGGAGUGUGAUUUCCUUCCCAGCUCAGUCUGGAGAUGCAAACACCAAGUGGCUACUUUAUUCUCAUCCAACAAAUAAAAGCAAAAGACGUGAUUUGGGAAUUUAUCUGAACAAAUCCCCAAUGAAAUCCCUUGGUAAAUGCAAAAGAGUGUGGAGCAAACCCUGGGUCAUUAACAAGGGACCCAGUGGUUACUCUGACCUGACCUACAUUGAAGAUGGCUGGUUUGCAUGUCUGAUGGAGCGUGGAAAGAAAACUUAUACUGAAAAGAUAGCAUGUUUACUGUUCCACUAUGAUGAGAUCAAAAGGUAAAUUUGGCAUCACAGGGUAAAUUUGACUUGAAAAAAAUUCUCAUUAUUCAGUAUAAAAAUAGUUUCCUCCUUAUAUUUAAUUCACAUGUUUUUGUUGUAUAUCUGACUUGUCUUUGAACAUGUUUUUUUUAAAAGUGAAUCCACGUUAAAGGAAAAUUCCUGUCAUCUGUGGGAAAUAUUGUAAAGUCUAGCUAAUAAUUCUGACCUCAAAUGUAUACAGUAUAUCACAUAACAGCAUACACUGUUUGUGGCUAUAGCACAACAAAAUCUGAAAACAUUCAAGGACUGUGAGUUUCAUUGUGGAGCCUAAAAAUUGAAUGAAUGUUUCUUUAAAUUUUCACUUGGUUAAAAAAUAAAAUUCAUCUUGUUCUUCAGA